Molecule: messenger RNA, 2873 nt
Organism: Ectocarpus sp. CCAP 1310/34
Lineage: Eukaryota; Phaeophyceae; Ectocarpales; Ectocarpaceae
Source: the annotation of a GenBank genome assembly
GUCGGGUGGCUUUGAUUCGAGGAUCAAGUCAUGGAGGAUGGGAAGGUGCACAAGAAGCAGCAGAUACCCCAGGCCGGAACACUGGACGACCUGUGGAAGGAGUUUGUGGAGCACUCGAAGAAGUACAUUCAUCACCACGAGCUAGCAAAGUGGCAGCGCCAAGCCCACAACAUGUGCCUGGCGACGUUCGGCAAAGGCGAGCUGUUGGUGGAGACCGACUUUAUCGAGAAGUACAAGCACGAGGCUGGCGCUGUCUUGACGUGCGCUACUGCGCCCUCCACGACCAUGAUGGUGGCUCUAGUUCACCACAGUCCUGACGACGACGGUCGGCAUGAGACAGACGCAUGGGUAUUCGUAUCGAGUGACCCCAACCAUGACUUCGAUUUCCACAUCUACGCCAUGGACAUCAUCCUUCGGUACUACAUCACGGGGGAUGGGCGGGCCGAUACUGCUGGAACACCGGUCCCCACGGUGCACAUCUUCACCGACGGGUGCGCCAAACAGUACAAGGGGAAGCGCAACUUUUACGCUGUGGCGAAGAGCUUGCACAGGCUUGGUGUCGUCCUCAUCCACAACUUCGCGGUCACGUCGCACUUCAAAAGCGCCGACGAUGGCAUCGGGGGGUUGCUGAAGGCUCUGUCGCGAGAAACGGAGGAAAGGGGCCAGCGCAUUCGCAACACCCAAGCCGCAGCCGACUUCCUCCAAGUCUACGCCGAGGCAAAGGAGGAUGGAGGAGGUCACUUUUCAAGCUGGUCCCCCUACCGGAUCAAGAGGUUCCACAUCAAGCUUCUUGGACACCGAGAGAUCCCUCGCCCGUUCGUAGAUUUGACGGGCAUCUCUGGGAGUUCCAAGCUGUACCAGUUCAUGGGAGCGGAGGUCCAGGAGGUGGAGAGCUCGGGCGUAGGCGUAGAGGUGCAGACAGAGAACGGGAUUCCCCUCGUAGGUGGCGAGAGAGGUUGUAGCGAACCCGCAGAGAUGGCAGGCGGACGAAUCAACCGUUCUGACGCUUCCGGCUGUCACGAAGCGAUACAAGCUACGCGUUCGCCAGGCGUCGUGCUACUGCUCGAAGUGUAGUGUUGGAGCUUACGACGACUGCGUCCCGGCCAAGAAGUACGCGGGGAUGGUGGGUAUGGUGAAGGCUGUGUCGGGCAAGCACAAGGUUACUCGGGCGUCUUGUGGUGUAGGGAAUUGAGGGGUGUCCGUGGUGCACGUCAUGUUCUCGUGUUUGGCGCCUUGUUCUCUUCCAUAUUCUUUGUUUCUUUGGGUAAUUUUGUUGCAGUUUUUGUACUUUUUUUGUUGCUGUGUGCUGUUUGUUGCAUGUUGCUGUUCAUAUGCAGCGGCAGGUCGUCUCCCUUUGGCGGUUUGGGAUAUCAACGAAGGGUCUCCAGCAGGAGAAAACAAAUCUUUGCCGGCGUCUGUGGCUAAUAUUUUCACGGUUUGUCGCCGAAAUGGGCUGUCUUUUUCUAUAUAUAUAAUGCACAACAUACAUUAUUUUCAAGCACGUCGGUGAAAUAAAUGUCCACAUAUGUCACAGAGGGUAUUUGUGGUAAAUCUCCGCGGUUGUACGCAUCAAAUAGCCUAAAAAAACGAGCUUGAAAAUGGCCAUAAAAACACGUUUUAUCGCCGUUUUUCCAAAGGGGGGGGACAUUUUAGCCCCAUCCCCGUUUUUUUCAUACAUUCUGCAGNAGAGGGUAUUUGUGGUAAAUCUCCGCGGUUGUACGCAUCAAAUAGCCUAAAAAAACGAGCUUGAAAAUGGCCAUAAAAACACGUUUUAUCGCCGUUUUUCCAAAGGGGGGGGACAUUUUAGCCCCAUCCCCGUUUUUUUCAUACAUUCUGCAGUAUAAAACACUACAUAUCGCUGAAACCUCAACAUCCCGACGUCGGGUACUCAAUUUAACCCGCGGAACUGGGCCUACACCCCAUCAAAGCACCCUGACACACUUUUUGGAGCUUUAGUCUUCGGGGAACAUCAUCAACGGGACCGCUCGACACUAUAGCGCGGAAGGCGUGCUAUGUGACCCCGGUUGGGACGUCUAGCUGGUAGAAGUGGAGGAUAGGGGCCAGAGGGGCAGACGACAGAGUCCAAUGAUGGGAGAAAAAAAAAAAAGCACGGUCAAAUUGUCGAAUAAUUCAAAUUUUGAAGCAAAUCCGUCUGCCCGUGGUCGGUCAAGUUAAAGUGUAGGUUGCGGGUUUAUUGUAUUAGAGUGUCUCUCGCACCUUUUCUCUCUCUUCUCUUCCCCUAGGCCACUGCUGCAUGACACAUUUAUUCAUGUAUGUCGUCUGCUGAGUGCCUCUCUCUACCUCAGCCCCACAAAAAAAAUUACUUGCAUACCCGGCAGGGUGAGUGACUGAAAAACCUACAGAUAUGCAUACCAGUACGGACUCAUUUCAUUCUUAGAAAUCAACAUACAAGCAUUUGCAAUGACCGACCACAAGCAACCCUCCGCACGCAUCGCUCCCUCAACGCACAGCAACAAGAAGCGACAAUCGCCAUCUAGAGGGGUAAACGGAGAGGAAAGGAAGUCAUCCGCCAUCAGGGACGAAAAGGAGAAAAAAAAACGGCCACUGCCAACAAAACCGCGCCCCACCCCUGACGUAAAGGAAGGAGACCAUUCGCACGUGAAAAAAAGAAAGGAGCAGACCUCACUUAUGACAACCAAUCUUCUCCAUACAACGCUUCCAACAAUCACCACACGCGUAAUACAUACUCCGGAGUAGCUCAUGUACGACACACAGACGAGUGUUUUUUCCUGAGAUAAGACACAGCCUAGACUUGGCAAGCCGGGUCCACUCUCCUCCCAAUUCAGCUGGCGUUCGCUUCACCGCAAACGAACAGAGAAAAAGACAAACUCCAACGCUCUCUCUCUCUCUCU